Molecule: messenger RNA, 585 nt
Organism: Thrips palmi
Lineage: Eukaryota; Metazoa; Arthropoda; Insecta; Thysanoptera; Thripidae
Exons: 5
Coding region: 214-585 (123 amino acids)
Source: RefSeq, a predicted model, not a curated record
CGCUUCGCCGCGAUGUACAUGUACGCCCGCGGUUUGAUUCCGAACAGAGCUUUCGUCGCUGCAUCUCUCUCGCGCUCUUGAGUAGUUCAAGUUCGAGAGAGACACAAAACCAGCCCGGAGUCGCAUAGGGAAGUCCAGAGCAGGCUCUCUCGGUUCGGAGGGUCGUUUCGUCGUCGUCGCUCUGGGGGCCGUCAUGGGGAUCUCGGAUACAACAUGAAGACCGUCGUGGCGUGCUGCGUGGCGCUGCUGGCGGCGUCCUGCGCCGCGUCGCCCCUGCCCGACGACGGCGUCGAGGUCAAGUUCGAGCCCGCGGCGUCCUCGGAGGUGGAGAUGGACGCGCAGAUCGCCGGCCUCAUCCAGCAAAUCGAGCAGCUGCAGGGCCUGACGCCGCGCGAGAAGAGGGCGGUGAGUGCACUGCUGGGGGGCGGCGGCGGCGGCAGCUUCCUCAACGAGCUCAACAAGGGCCCGACCUACUCGCAGCUGCUGGGCAACAGCGGCGGCGGCUUCGGCAGCAAGCUCGGCAUCUUCAGCAGCCUGCUGGGCAGCUCCAGCGGCGGUGGGCUUGUGGAGUUGGAAUGCAGUUAG